UACAUUGUUACACAACACACGAUAGGGUGCACACACAUGUAGACCGGUAGGGUAACCUUUGACCGCUAGCCUUUAUCGCCUUGUCUUUAAUGUUAUGAUCUUCGACAUGGGGAACUCUCUCGCCAAGGCUGCAGCGGUAGAUUUCGGCAUUCAAUGGGCGUGCUGGGCGGUGGCCGCCGUGCUUCAGACGGAGAAGUUUUAUGACCUAGCAGCGUUCUUGGUAGAGGCUCCUAUAGGCUCUGGCACCAUACUGUACCUCGCUCUGCUGUCUCUGAAAUGGAACAAAACCUACUACAAACGACAGCGUGUCGUGUCGUGGUUGGCCGCCACAUGGGGCUUUAGGUUAGGAUUGUUUCUGUUCACAAGGAUUCUGAAAGAAGGACAGGAUCGUCGUUUUAACAAAGUUAGAAAUAAGCCCAGUACUUUCUUUGUCUACUGGACCAUACAAGGUGUAUGGGUACUCGCCACCCUCCUACCUACACUUAUCCUCAAUAACAAGAAGGAGGACAAGCCUCUAACACGACGAGACUAUGUAGGGUACGGCCUAUGGGCCACUGGCUUCCUGUUGGAGACUAUUGCCGAUUAUCAGAAAUCCAGGUUUAGAAGUAACCCCGAUAACCAUAACACUUUUAUAAACCAAGGCCUUUGGCGUAUGGUCCAGUACCCGAAUUACCUGGGGGAAAUAAUGAUGUGGCUGGGGCUAUACCUAUCCUCAUCCUCCGUCCUCAAAGGCUGGGAACACGUGGGUGUACUGUCACCGAUCUUCGUGACGUACCUCCUCACUAACGUCAGUGGCAUUCCCCUGCAACAGCGUUCGGCCAUGAAGAAGUACGGCUCAGAUCCGGCCUACCUGGAAUACCUCAAGUCUACACCAAAACUUCUACCUUUUAUCUGGUGAUGUGCAAUACACGAAAUGAACAAUUAUUGUUUUAUUUGUGACUGAAAUAUCUUGGACAUUACGUGUAUGGACUCUAUGUAUAGUUCACAUAAAGUGUGAUUAUUUCAAAUGCAUUUACUACGGGAAAAGUGAUAGUGCUAUAAAGCGGAUGGUGAAAUAAUACUUCCAAAAAAUCAAAGGUGGAUUUUGAAUACUGGAUUUAUCACCUGUCGAGGUCAAAUCUGUGUCAUAGAUAAAUUGACUUUAUCAAUCGGCCGUGUAUCCCGUUAUCUAUGUAACAUUUCAGGGAUGAACUCACAACUUAAUAAUACAAAGGUUGUAGUAUGUUACAUUAAACAAACAUCUAUACCUCGAUUGUUCAAUGUAAAACAACCUCAGCGAUCUAUAUCGAAUGUAUUUAAUAUGUCAUAUAGUAUAUACUUUGUGAAAUAGUGUUAUUUUGUUGAAUUUCACAAUCUAUACAUUAAAUUUUGAUAAUACA
This is a messenger RNA of Pecten maximus, 1379 nucleotides long. RefSeq lists its product as uncharacterized. The transcript is spliced from 5 exons. Gene Ontology annotation, cellular component: membrane. The record is from RefSeq and is a predicted model, not a curated record. Gene Ontology annotation, molecular function: oxidoreductase activity, acting on the CH-CH group of donors. Gene Ontology annotation, biological process: lipid metabolic process. NCBI's taxonomy places the organism in Eukaryota, Metazoa, Mollusca, Bivalvia, Pectinida, Pectinidae. The coding region runs from base 95 to 898 and encodes 267 amino acids.